This is a messenger RNA of Abrus precatorius (Indian licorice), 4269 nucleotides long. RefSeq names its product casein kinase 1-like protein HD16. Gene Ontology annotation, cellular component: nucleus; cytoplasm. The transcript is spliced from 19 exons. Gene Ontology annotation, biological process: signal transduction; endocytosis; peptidyl-serine phosphorylation. Gene Ontology annotation, molecular function: protein serine/threonine kinase activity; ATP binding. Bases 300 to 2420 code for a protein of 706 amino acids. The record is from RefSeq and is a predicted model, not a curated record. NCBI's taxonomy places the organism in Eukaryota, Viridiplantae, Streptophyta, Magnoliopsida, Fabales, Fabaceae.
UUAGAGUAAGGAAAAAACGAAGCAUCGCUUCUUUCUGUCUUUCUCUUUCUCUAACUUUCUCCGUCUCUGUACUAAAAAUCUUAAGACUUGUAAGAAUCCGUUUCUCUUUCGUUUCCCUCCAUAGAUUUCUAAACUUCCCUCUCAUCCAAACCCUAACCUUCGCUUGAUCGUAUCAACUCGUUUUCUCUUCAUUUUUUGUUAUUUAUUUAUUUUAUUUAUACUUCAUCAUCUGUACUCAUAGAUGAUUCUGGAACCUUCAUGAUUCUCCCUCUUCUUCAUGGGCCAACACCACUCUUACCAUGCCUGAGCUCCGUACCCGACCACGCAGAAACCGCUUUGUAGAUAACGUUAACCCGAACUCGAUUACCCAACCAGACUCGCCGGCCGCAGCCGGAACUCGUCGGAGGAAGAGAACCGCCGACGAAACUCCGGCCAGGAGGAAUCGGAAGCAGAAGAACGCGAUCGCCGUCAAUGAAAUCGGCAACGUCGUGAACAACGACAACGCCGGUGCCGUUCGUGAAAACACGGCCAGGAAGUUGAAGGAAGAGGAAGGAGAGAAGAAUAAGAAGAAGCCUCCCGUUAGGAUUUUGGAGGAGGAAGCCAUGGAUGAGUACGAUAGUGGUGGCCGUAGCGCAGAUAAGGCUCCGGGAGCUGAAGACGAAGGCACCACCGCUCCGCUUCCUGAGAAGGUCCAAGUUGGUGGUUCUCCGUUGUACAGAAUAGAGAGAAAACUUGGGAAGGGAGGAUUUGGGCAAGUUUAUGUUGGUCGGCGUGUAGGGGCUACAAAUUCUAGUGAACGGUCUGGUUCUGGGGCAAUUGAGGUAGCCUUAAAAUUUGAACAUAGAAGUAGCAAGGGGUGCAAUUAUGGACCUCCAUAUGAGUGGCAGGUUUACAAUGCUCUUGGUGGUAGUCAUGGUGUUCCACGAGUUCACUUCAAGGGACGGCAAGGUGACUACUAUAUAAUGGUCAUGGAUAUGCUUGGCCCUAGCCUGUGGGAUGUUUGGAAUAACAACUCACACACGAUGUCUACAGAAAUGGUGGCCUGUAUAGCAAUUGAGGCUAUCUCCAUAUUGGAGAAGAUGCAUUCUAGAGGAUAUGUGCAUGGUGACGUAAAACCUGAGAACUUUUUGCUUGGACCCCCUGGAACUCCUGAUGAGAAGAAGUUGUUUCUGGUUGAUCUUGGUUUAGCAACUCGAUGGCGUGAUAGUUCGACUGGCCUUCAUGUUGACUAUGAUCAACGUCCUGAUGUAUUCAGGGGCACAGUUCGAUAUGCUAGUGUGCAUGCUCACCUGGGUAGAACAGGUAGCAGGAGAGAUGACUUGGAAUCUCUUGCUUACACACUUGUCUUCCUUCUUCGUGGUCGGCUACCUUGGCAAGGAUAUCAGGGAGAAAAUAAAGGAUUUCUUGUCUGCAAGAAAAAGAUGGCCACUUCUCCAGAAACUCUAUGUUGCUUUUGUCCUCAACCUUUCCGGCAGUUUGUUGAAUACAUAGUAAAUUUAAAGUUUGAUGAAGAACCAAAUUAUGCAAAAUAUAUAUCCAUUUUUGAUGGAGUUGUGGGUCCAAAUCCAGACAUCAGGCCAAUAAACACUGAGGGCGCUCAGAAGCUUAUAUGUCAAGUUGGACAUAAGAGAGGGCGAUUGACCAUGGAAGAGGAUGAUGAUGAACAACCAAAGAAGAAGGUUCGAAUGGGAAUGCCGGCAACACAAUGGAUUAGUGUUUACAAUGCUCGACGUCCAAUGAAGCAAAGGUAUCAUUAUAAUGUUGCUGAUGUGCGGCUGUCCCAACACAUUGAGAAAGGAAAUGAAGACGGUUUAUUUAUUAGCAGUGUGGCUUCUUGUUCAAAUCUUUGGGCGCUCAUCAUGGAUGCUGGCACUGGUUUCACUGCACAAGUUUAUAAACUCUCUUCCUACUUUCUUCACAAGGAAUGGAUUAUGGAACAGUGGGAGAAGAACUAUUACAUAAGUGCCAUAGCCGGAGCUAGUAAUGGAUACUCAUUGGUCGUAAUGUCUAAAGGUACCCAGUACUUACAGCAAUCCUAUAAAGUCAGUGAUUCAUUUCCAUUUAAGUGGAUCAACAAAAAAUGGAGAGAAGGAUUUUAUGUCACUGCUAUGGCCACUGCUGGCACUAGAUGGGCAAUUGUUAUGUCCCGUGGGGCUGGUUUUUCGGACCAGGUUGUGGAACUUGAUUUCCUGUAUCCCAGUGAAGGUAUUCAUAGGAGGUGGGACAGUGGUUACCGCAUCACCUCAACUGCUGCAACAUGGGACCAAGCUGCUUUUGUUCUUAGUGUCCCAAGAAGAAAACCAGCUGAUGAAACUCAAGAAACACUCCGCACAUCUGCUUUUCCUAGUACUCAUGUCAAGGAAAAAUGGGCAAAGAAUCUCUAUAUUGCAUCUAUUUGUUAUGGGAGAACAGUGUCGUAAACUGCUGAAAUUGAGAUUCCAGCUGACAUCAUUUUGACCUCUGGGAUGAUCCUGAUUGCCUUACAUCUUCUAAAUGGGAACUGAAGAUCCUCUCACAAAUUUUCUGAACAAUGCAGACCAGCAUUGAUUAUCCGAAGUUUACAUGAUGGCUUCUCCGGGUCGGUCAUUUUGUUUGAUUCUUGUUCUAAAACCAAACAUUGAAAGAUGCACUUUUGAUUCUUAUGAGAAGUUGGCUAUCUAGAAGGUGAUAACUUGUAUACCUCUUCGUUAUUGACUUGUGUAUCACCAGAGUUUACUUGGACAUAUGAAGCAGCUUUGAUAACUGGCAGACUUUGGUUGGUCCACCACAGCGGUUAUGUUGCUGGACCAACCCAUAUGUCAAGGGAAGUCUGAAGCUGUUCAAGAAACUGAUGUUUUUGGAUCUAGUUACCGUAUGUGAUUCUCCCAUCCUUGUUCAAAUAUUAGAAUUUUCUCGGCUUAUAUGGGGUGAGGUAUUAUAAUUGAAUCCGAUGGAUGGCUUCAAUUUGUUACGAGCUGUUUGGCUCAACUCUUUCAAGGGAAAAUUCCAUAAAAUGUUAAGCCAAAUGCUAGUCGAGAGUUACCAUCCUUAAAUGUUGGCUGUCAACCAUUUGGGUGACUAUUGAUAAUCGGUGGGAUGUCCUAUGGGAGAAGAAAUCCAAAGUUCAUUAGCUGUAUAUUACCGUUAAAGUCUAUCUUUGUAUGAUUAGGUACAACUCCAUUUUAUACUUUUUGAGUAACCUAUUUAGUUAUGUGCGUCCCAGCCAUUCAGCAAACCGGAAAGCAAAAGUCCAAAUUGAUAUAUCCAUAUCCUGCUGUUCAAUUCAGGACUCGAAAUAUAGCGUGUGCAUAAUUGAGUGAUCCUGGCAGAGUGGGUAGUUGUGGAUUCUAUCACCUGUUCUCUAAUCAUCUCUAAUAUUUUAUGUAGUAUAGAAGAUGUCAUGGUUUCAACCAAACAAAGGGAGGAGCUAGCUCAUCACAUAAAUAAAAUUAAGAAUGAAAGAAAGGAGCCAGCUUUGAGCUAUGUAUUCCUGUCAUGACUUAAGAAGCAUCUUCGACACGACAAAAAAAGGCAUCGUUUUCACAACCGAAUUGGAUUGUUAGGGGAUAUGAAAUCUGUAGGCUGGACGGACGCAACCUUCAAAAUUCGAGUAUUGAAAGAUUGCUUUCAUUCACAUUCGUACAUUUCUUAUCUGAAUAAAUUUGAUUCCUGAUUUAUUUAAAUAUCCUGAUCUUGUCACAUUUAAUGUGUAAGGUUUCCAAAGGAUGAAAUGAGCAUACAACAUAUUUUUAUCUUCAAAUCGUUAAACAAAACUUAAUAUAUUUUACGUUGAGAAGCUUUAUUUCUUUAAUUUAUAUAAACGACUAUGAAUUAUAGGGGCAUAUCAGUGUAAUAUUUUAGAUUAAUAAUUACUGUUAAUUAUAUUUAAGCCUAAAAUAAUACUUCAAAAUUUUUCCUGUAACUUUUACUGUACUCACAAUAUAAAUAAAAUAUAUUGCUUCAUAUGAUCGAAUUUACGCAUAUUUAUGCUUUAAACUACAAUACAACGCUGAUUUAAUCACAAUAAUGCCAUAAUUGUCAAUCAGAUUCUUCUUUUAACGUCAAUUUCCCUUCUCUACAAAAAUUAUGAUAACAAAAAAAAAAAGACGCAUUUCAACUACAUCCAUUUUCCAAUAGCUUCACCAUUCAACAUCUACAGCAGUCCCAACCAAUAACUAAUAGGGCGGGAAAGGGGUUUACAUGUUAAAGCUAUCAAAUUUGCAUGAACAAGCACGAAAAUCAACUCAAGUUGUCAUGAGCUAGUUGCUUUCUACUAGGCAUCUAGGUCGU